AUGAACGGACAAACCAGGGAAAGAAUCCUGAAUGAUCGGCCCAUAAUAGGGAUCUUGGCCCAGCACACGGUGGAUCACCUGUCCAAGAUGGCCCAGACGUACGUGUCCUCUUCCAACGUAAGACACCUGGAAUCGGCCGGAUGCAGAGUGGCAGUGAUCAGAUUGUUUCUCAGUGAAUCUGAAUAUGAAAAAAUAUUUUACUCAAUAAAUGGGAUCUUAUUCCCUGGCGGGGCCGUUGAUCUCGAGAACUCCGAGUUCGCCCGGGUGGCCGGCAUCUUCUACAGGCUGGCGUUGGAGGCCUGUGACCAGGGCGAUUACUUCCCGGUGUGGGGGACAUGCCUGGGGCACCAGCUGUUGACAGCCCUCACAGCCGGCGAGAAUCUGCUCAGCAGGACGAACAGCAACAACAUGGCAUUGCCGCUGGAUUUCACUGACGAAGCGAAAUCAUGUAAAAUGUUUAGAAAUUUCACCCCAGAGUCGACGCGAAUUUUAUCAGAGACACCGCUGACCGGUAACUUCCACAAGUACAGCGUCACCCUGGAGACCUUCAAAGCGAAUAAGAAGUUGAGCUUGUUCUACCGACUCAUCUCCACCAACACUGACCGGCAGGGAGUCACCUUUGUCUCGACGAUGGAAGCGUUCCGGUAUCCCAUUUAUGGCACACAGUGGCACCCGGAAGCGAACCGCUACUUCUGGAACAAGAGCAUGGAUAUUCUACACAGUUCCCUCGGAGUCAGGACUUCCUUCCUAAUGGCCGAGUUCUUCGUCAGUGAAGCCAGGAAAAACUUCCACCAUUUAGAGGACGAAUUAGAGGAAGACUCUAUCCUCAUUGAUCAAUACGCUCACACAGUGGACAGGACAGAUCGCCGAAUCGUCUACUUAUUUUGACGGACCUGACGUGGAUAUCUAAUGGAGUUCGUGCGCGGGCGAGCAUUCAUCGAGGGAGCAAUAUUGCUCAGGGCUCCGGGAGGAUUUCUGCCAGGAUGGAAGGGGCGACCUCAGGGUGAAUACGAGUGUCAAAUGACGAACUGGAGCCGGAGAGCCAGGAGACACAGGCCCUCGGAAAUGCGAACGGCGCCGGAAGGUUAAAAAGUGUAGCUCGGUGAGAGUAGAGGACGGGGUUGAAGGUGGAUCUUUUAAUACGUCAGCAGAUGUGGAUUAUCAGUGAUCACACCAUACUGGGAUUUAAGGUAGACUUAAAGAAGGCAAAAGUAAGACAAACGUAAGGAUUAAUGUGGACAAAAGCUGAUUUUAAUCGAAUAGGAUCUUGGGCAGCAUUUAAUGUCAAAGAUCCAGGUCAACAGAGGGAAUUGUGGUGGAGUCCGGGAGAGGAGGAAUCAGCUGUCGAGCGAAGGCGUGACGGGGUGCCCUGAUCUACUGAUUCGGGACCAGCAGUUUGAAGCCACCACUGACCCUGGGGAUUUAGAUGUCUGUAUCUAAAUAAAUCUACGAAUAAAUUAUGGGAUAUUAA
This is a messenger RNA of Hypanus sabinus (Atlantic stingray), 1471 nucleotides long. RefSeq names its product gamma-glutamyl hydrolase-like. Gene Ontology annotation, molecular function: gamma-glutamyl-peptidase activity. The coding region runs from base 1 to 888 and encodes 295 amino acids. Gene Ontology annotation, biological process: tetrahydrofolylpolyglutamate metabolic process. Lineage: Eukaryota; Metazoa; Chordata; Chondrichthyes; Myliobatiformes; Dasyatidae. Gene Ontology annotation, cellular component: vacuole. The record is from RefSeq and is a predicted model, not a curated record. The transcript has 11 exons.